UUUCUCUUACCCCCAGCCGCUUCAAAACAACAUCUCCCCAACGCUCUCCCACGCUUUCCACACAAAGCCUUCCCCAUAUUUCCCUUCCCCUCCGGCACCCCUGCAUCUCUACCCAGCUGUGGGAAUAAAAUUGUGCGAAAAUGGCCGCCCCCGAAGCGAAAACCGAGCCCCAACUCCAACUGGAUCCUAAAUAUGACGACUAUGAAUACCCGACGAUCGCGCCUGUUCCGCAGAACGGACACCCCGGCCAUACAACUCCGGAGCAGGAUGCGCAGGUGUUUCAGUUACGGAGUUUGUUGGAGGCCGAGGGGUUUACGGAUAAUUUGGAUACUUUGACUAUGUUGAGGUUCUUGAGAGCGAGGAAGUUCAAUGUGGAACUUUCGAAGCAGAUGUUCAUCGAUUGCGAGAAGUGGCGGAGAGAGUAUGCUGGUAUAGGGGUUGAUGAGUUAGUGCGGACGUUCGAUUACAAGGAGAAGCCGGAGGUGUUCAAGUACUAUCCCCAGUACUACCACAAGACCGACAAAGACGGGCGCCCGGUCUACAUCGAACAACUCGGCAACGUCGAUUUAACUGCCCUCGCCAAAAUCACCUCCCAAGACCGCAUGAUCCAAAACCUGGUCUGCGAAUACGAAAAGAUGGCCGACCCACGCCUGCCAGCUUGUUCCCGCAAAUCCGGCUACCUCCUCGAAACCUCGUGCACAAUCAUGGACCUCAAGGGUGUUGGCAUCGCCAAAGCCACUUCUGUGUACGGCUACCUACAGGCGGUAUCCGCCAUCUCGCAGAACUACUACCCCGAGCGCCUCGGAAAACUAUACGUCAUCAACGCGCCAUGGGGCUUUUCAACUGUCUUCAGCUUUGUUAAGAAAUUCCUCGAUCCUGUCACGGUUAAUAAGAUUCAUAUCUUGGGGAGUGGGUAUGAGAAGGAACUGUUGGCGCAGGUUCCAAGUGAGAAUUUGCCGAAGGGAUUUGGGGGUACCUGCGAGUGCGAGGGAGGCUGUAUGCUGAGUGAUGCGGGGCCGUGGCAAGAUAGCCAGUGGGUUAAGCCCCCGAAGUGGGCGACAAAGAAGGGGGGUGAGGCAAUCGAUAAUACGAAGGUGCCGGGUCCAAUGGGAGGCGAUGGGACUGCAGAUGCAGUCCCGAAUGGGAAAGUUAAGGAACCUGAGGAGGUGCCUAUUGGUGGUGCGCCCGCGCCCGCUCCUGCUCCUGCCCCCGCGCCUGCUUCUGCUGCGCAGUAGAUGAACGUGAUGAGUUCACGUUCGUGUCAAAACGGGAGGGGAGUAUUCGAGCAUGGUAUUGCUCUAUUUUUCUCUAUUCCGUUCAACAACUACACCUACACCUACCUAGCCUUCUCCAAAGCAGAGGAGAGUACAUGUCCCUCGAUUGGUCGGGUCCAUCGGGAUUCUCCCACUCCCUUCCCUCAUUUUCCCUAGUUGCGAAUAUUCAGAUCCAGACUCAUAAUAGACACACAAUUGGAUGGAAUUUG
This is a messenger RNA of Lindgomyces ingoldianus, 1483 nucleotides long. RefSeq names its product SEC14 cytosolic factor. The transcript has 4 exons. NCBI's taxonomy places the organism in Eukaryota, Fungi, Ascomycota, Dothideomycetes, Pleosporales, Lindgomycetaceae. The record is from RefSeq and is a predicted model, not a curated record. The coding region runs from base 141 to 1235 and encodes 364 amino acids.